Molecule: messenger RNA, 2070 nt
Organism: Phanerochaete carnosa HHB-10118-sp
Lineage: Eukaryota; Fungi; Basidiomycota; Agaricomycetes; Polyporales; Phanerochaetaceae
Exons: 7
Coding region: 1-2070 (689 amino acids)
Biological process (GO): mitochondrion inheritance
Cellular component (GO): mitochondrial inner membrane
Source: RefSeq, a predicted model, not a curated record
AUGCACACAAGGGUAUCCUGGUCGCGAUAUUCCUCAGUGACCUAUACCCAGCCAUCGACAUCGCGCACAGGAUUGUUGCCUGAGAGACACACCUGGGACUUUGCUCAGAAAGUCUCUUUCGCUGCGCAUCAUCCGUCCCGCUCCCGCCAGUCCUUGCUCUUUAGCUAUCGGGGCAUUCACACGACCACUCAGGUCUCUCAAGAUCGUCCGCCUUCUGAGCAUCGCAGGCUACCGUCAGAAGGAGAAGAGCCGCAAAAUGAGAACAAAUCUUCUCCGGGUGUCCAGCCACCUGCUCAGCAGGACUCACGGCCGUUAGAGAACUAUUCAAAAUUCUUCCGACAGCUCGCUCUGUCGCUCCCUCACGUUCACCGACCAACACGAGACGACUUCCUGAAUGCGGCUAGCGGCUUUUGGCAGCGCAUGCGCGUACGCUUCAAGUGGCUCACCAUUCGGUCGUUCCGCAAGUACAAUGCAGACGAGAUAUCUGCCUUCAUAACGUGGUUCUUUAUGAGCCAAACACUGUGGUUGUUCGUGGGCACGACCACUUUCUUCUCAGUGUUUCUUAUAACUGUGAACAGUCUCCGCUUGCAAGAAAAUGUUGCGCGCGCAAUUAGCGACUAUCUCACUGCGGAGACUGGGAUACAUAUCGUAUUUGAGUCCGCCAUCGUCCCAAAGUGGAAGGAUUCGCGUAUAUCCUUUAAGAAUGUUUACAUCACACGUAGACCGGACGUUGUUAACAAAGUGCGAGCGGACAGGAACACUGGGUAUCACUAUGCGACAGGUUACGACGUCAGCAAUCAUCCUGCGAACCAUGGCUUCAUGUAUGACGAAGAGGACUCAAUCUUGGAAGAGCUGCCAGGCGAAGAUACCAACUAUUCGAUGUUUGACCUCAGCGUGGAUACAAUCGACGUUACUCUAUCUUUCACGCGGUGGCUGGAGGGCAAAGGUCUUGUUACAGAUGCAGUUGUGAAGGGCGUACGCGGUGUCCUUGAUCGGCGAUUCGUACACUGGGAUCCCGAAAAUCCUCUUGACCCGGCUUCCUUCCGCCACCAGGCCCGGCAAGGCGACUUCGAACUGGAAUCUUUCCAGCUAGAGGAUCUCCUGGUUACCGUAUACCAGCCAGGUAGCUUCCGGCCAUUCACGGCCUCCAUCUUCCGCGCAGACAUUCGGACAUUCCGGAAGCAGUGGCUCUUUUACGAUUUCCUUUCAGCGGAGAACGUCGUUGGGCAGUUCGAUAAUUGUCUAUUCAGCUUGCACAAACCGCAAAGUAUAGGACGUACUACCGAACAGGACCUCAAGGAUGGUCAGUGGGCCCGUAUGUCCCGACUUCGCAUCGAUGGUGUCAACAUCGAUCACCUGCAGCACAUGUCCACACAGGAAGGCCCCAUUUCCUGGAUCACCUCUGGCAAGGUGGACGCGGUACUAGACAUUAAGUUUCCACGUGACUACAGCGAUGAUUCACCCUUCAACACUCUCAUUGGUGAGAUUGCAGACGCGAUCACGACUGCCGCAACGUCGGCGGUCGCAGAGCGCAUUCCUGGCCAGCGUGAGCUCGCGAAGCCUCCGCUGAGCGCGCCAUCGGACCAAACUGCUAUGCCUGCAGACAGCGCGGAGCACCCCAAAAUCAUCAUUGACAUUGACCUGAGGUUCCGUGACCUCAAGACAGCAGUGCCGUUGUUCACUGCGGAUCUGUCAUACGCCAAUAAUGCGCUCAUCAGACCGAUUGUCGCGUUCAUGAAUGCAAAUCGUACUCUGAUACCCAUUCACUCACGUGUUGUCAAGGAUCUUAGCAACUUUGAUGGCGCAUGGACGAUGUGGGAGACUGGCCUCGUGGACGAUAUAGGGGCGAAGGUGUAUGAGGCUAUGGCCUACCACGUCACACAGGCAAAUUUCAACCGACGCGUGAAAGCUGUGAGCGCAUGGAGCCUGCAGAUGACUGCGAGCGCCAUCUUGUCCGCCCUCCGUACAGCUAUGGAUCCGAUGGCCUCUCACCUGAGGGAAGUCUAUUCGGAGGGGCUGCCGUACGACAUAGCCUUCCCUGUGGGGUUGGCUGAGGGGACGAGCAUCUGA